This is a messenger RNA of Daktulosphaira vitifoliae (grape phylloxera), 1978 nucleotides long. RefSeq names its product TWiK family of potassium channels protein 7-like. Bases 213 to 1535 code for a protein of 440 amino acids. The transcript has 6 exons. Lineage: Eukaryota; Metazoa; Arthropoda; Insecta; Hemiptera; Phylloxeridae. Gene Ontology annotation, biological process: stabilization of membrane potential; potassium ion transmembrane transport. Gene Ontology annotation, cellular component: membrane. Gene Ontology annotation, molecular function: potassium ion leak channel activity. The record is from RefSeq and is a predicted model, not a curated record.
CAAUAGAGUAUUUAUAUUGAGUGAUUAAAAGUAUCUCGUAGUCAAAUUUUAUUUCUUACAUGAGCAGUACAUUACUUUUGUGAGGCGUUAAAUAAACUGUGAGCUGUUUUAACAAUCAAGGCAACUAAUGAAAUAUAUUGUUUGCAGUGAUGAAAAUGUUUUGGACGGUCACGAGAUUAUUGUUGGCGAUGCCGUAGCGACGCAGUACCGGAAUGACAAACAGCCCUGGGGCCUAUCAUGCCACCGAAAACAACCGUAACACUAGCCAUACAACUGCAACUUCCACACCAAUCUCUGCGACGAGCCGUCGGCAGGACACUUCCUCUCACUACAUUAUGCCUACAGAUCCGCAUGGUUGCUGCGAUCCAGCACCUACUGUAUUGUCAGGAGCAGGCAUCUGUUUUAUAGUACUGGGGUAUACAAUGUUUGGUGCAUUUACAUUCAUGACAUUAGAAAAUAGUAGAGAUACCGUUCAACUGCGGUCUAAUCAACAUCAGCACCAGCCAUCACAAUCACAACCACAACAGCAACAGUAUCAACCUAAUAGAGUAUUGUCCGCGUCCAACGAUAAAUUAAGAGCUCAGACGGUAGAAAAACUAUGGAAAAUUACGGAAGACUUAAACAUACUUUAUAGAGAUAACUGGACAAGAUUAGCUGAACAAGAAAUUCUCAAGUUUCAAGACUCGUUAAUAAGAAAAUAUGGAAAUUCUAAUCAAUUAGACCGAAGGCAUCGUUGGAAUUUCGCAUCUUCGUUUUUGUAUUCCUUGACAUUGAUUACCACAAUUGGUUAUGGUAAUGUGACUCCACAAACACCCUGGGGUCGAGUUAUUACCAUUCUGUAUGCAUUAAUUGGCAUACCAUUAAUGUUAUUAUAUCUUUCAACUAUGGGUGAAACUUUGGCCAAGAAUUUCAGACGCAUCUACUCAAGGAUGUGUUCUGUUCCGUCCCGUCGAGAUGAAGAAGAUGAUGAACGUCAGGAUAGCAGACGUAAACGUCUUCCUCCUAAUACGGUGUCAAGUAACCACAUAGGAACUACUGGAGGAAGUGGUGGUGAAUUCAUCGACUACUAUCGAUAUGACUUUGAAACGAUAACGGGUGCUACUGCAUUACCACCUAUUUCUCCUUCGUCUGCAAAUAUUAGUUUUAGUAACCAAAAACGAGUGCCCAUCCUAUUGUCACUUUCCAUCGUUGGAUUAUACGUAGCUUUGGGGGCGUAUAUCUACCACAAGCUCGAAAAAUGGACGUUGUUGGAAGGGUCAUACUUUUGCUUCACCAGUCUAGGCACUAUCGGUUUUGGCGAGCUAUUAGUACCCGGUGGGGUAGAAGCUACCAAAGACGUAUCGGUCUUUGUGUCGUCUGGCUACAUACUCAUUGGCAUGGCUAUUGUAGCCAUGUGCUUCCAAUUACUACAAGACGAAUUAGCCGCCAUUGCCCGAAAUUUCCGAUGGUGGUGGUGGUCAAGUAGAAAAGAGUUUGAGGAUGCGGCUAACAGUAAUGAUUCUGUAUUAAUUGUCAGCCCGACGCAUAACUCCUGACAAACAGAUUUCGGGCCGGUGACGGUAAUCGAUCGAUCGCCACCGUCACCUUCUCUCGUUAAAAAAUUGCCACUACCACCACCGGCAUUCGACGAUCACGAUCGACAUCGCAGUGGAAUGUGCAACGUGCAAGUUCCUCUUCCUCCACUUUCAUUUCAACGAGCUUCCGUUGGUCGCUGUUCCGUUCAGCCAAUCAGCAGAACAAUGGCGUCCGCAGCCACCACUACGGAAUAUUUGAUACCCCGCAGUGCUAGUGAACACAAUCUCUGUUCAACAAUUGAACUGGAGAAACUACCACCUCUACCACCGUCCGCUUUACGUGUUGUUUCGGCAACACCACCAGCUAAACAGUCUUGUAUCGUUCGAUCUAAUCGUGACAAAGUAGUCACGUUUGAAGAUGAAAAAAGAACGUUCAAAGAUAGCAAUCGAAUAGCUAGUAAUAA